AUGGUAUUUGAGGUAAUAGACAAUAUUGCAAGAGAACAAAUAGGAGAUAUACAUGCUACCUAUCAAUAUCCAGAUGCUAUAAGUUUGGAGGGAUUUUCAGUUAUUAUAGCUCAGCUGCUUGGAUUUAAUAUAGGAUUAACAUAUGAUGACACCAAUAAUUGUUCUUGCCCAAGAGCUACAUGCGUAAUGAAUCAAGAAGCAGUGAGAGCCAGUGGUGUGAAGAUAUUUAGCAAUUGUAGCAUGUAUGAAUAUAGGAAUUUUAUUUCAAAUUUUGAGGCUCCAUGUCUUCAAGACCUUUCAUAUUUGCAACCAUUAUAUAAAAAUAAACCAGUUUGUGGUAAUGGAAUUUUGGAAUCUAAUGAAGAAUGUGACUGUGGUAAUGAAGAGGAAUGUCAAUUUAAAAAGUGCUGCAAUUUUAAGACUUGUAAGCUGAAAGGUUCAGUAAAAUGUGGCUCUGGACCAUGUUGUACAUCCAAAUGUGAGUUUUCAGUAGCAGGAACUCCGUGUAGAAAGAGUACUGACCAGGAGUGUGAUUUUACAGAAUACUGCAAUGGAACUUCCAGCCAUUGUGUUCCUGACACUUAUGCACUGAAUGGAUACUUGUGCAAGUUUGGAACUGCAUAUUGUUAUAAUGGACAAUGCCGAACUACUGAUAACCAGUGUGCCAAGAUAUUUGGAAAAGGUGCUCAAGGAGGUCCCUACACCUGCUUUAAAGAAGUUAAUUCUCCUAUUGAGAGAUCUGGAAACUGUGGUUUUAAAAAUUCUCAACCAUUACCUUGUGAACAGAAGGAUAUUCUCUGUGGAAAAUUAACUUGUGUUUGGCCACAUAAAAAUACUUAUAAAACUGCUGCUCAAUAUACAGUUUAUUCAUAUAUUCAUGAUCAUGUGUGUCUAUCCAUAAUUCCUGGGUCGUCUUUGAGUUCAGAUGGAAGAGAUAAUGCUUAUGUGGCUGAUGGCACUGUGUGUGGACCACAAAUGUAUUGUGUAAAUAAAACCUGCAGAGAAACCCAUUUAAUGAGAUAUAACUGUAAUGCCACUAAAAAAUGCAAAGGGAAUGGGAUAUGUAACAAUUUUGGCAAUUGUCAGUGCUUUCCUGGCCAUAGGCCUCCAGAUUGUACAUUUCAGAUUGGUUCACCAGGGGGCAGUAUUGAUGAUGGAAAUAUUCUAAAAUCUGAUUUAUUUUUUCUUAAAAAAGGCUAUAAUGCACAUCGGUACAACUGGCUUAUUCUGAGUUUCUACAUUUUUCUGCCAUUUUUUAUUGCUUUCAUCCUUGUUAUCAUUAAGAGAAAUGAAAGGAGAAAAUCAGACAACAGAGAGAAAACAGAAUGUGAAGGGAGGAUGAAAACUGUAUCAAGGCAAGGAUGGGUGUGGCCACAGAAAUCAACUGAAUGACAUUUAAUUUGAAGGAGUGUCUGUCAUAGCCUCAUAUUGUUAAUCUGGGUGAGACACCUAUCUAUUAAGUUGGGAAUAGAUCAUGGAGAUCCUGGUGCAUAGUUUUAAAUUAGAAUAGCAACAUUUAUCUGGUGAACAACUUUUAUUUAGAAGGUAAGAUCUGAAAGGGGAAGAUCUUCAUGGAUUAUGACAGUAGGGAUGGCAUUGAAAUUGCUUAUAGGAAUAAUUAAGGGCAUGCGUUGGUCAUGGAUCUAUUAUGAAAUCAGGUGACAUAUCCAACAGUUGGUUAAAACCAUUGCUAAUUUUAUGACACUUUGGGACAACUUAAUUAAAGCAUGAUCUUUCCAAGUUUGGGUACAGUUAUAUAUGGGCUCUUGUGGGUUCUAGCAGUUAGGAUAAUAAUGAUGUUGAGUAAGCAAUCUAAAACAUAGGGAAAGUAGCCUUUUGGGUGCAAUGUGUUCAAAAUUAUUAAUAUUCAUAAGAACAAAAAUUACUUUUGGUAGCUAAAAAUUAGCAUAAGGACACAUAAAAUAAGGAUAUUAACUGAAGAAGUUACAGCCGUUGAGCGUAUAUGAUUGAUUAUGCUUACAGAGAAUAUGAAAUAAGGAUUAUCAGAAGAAGUCAUCAAGUAACUUGUAGUGUUACUAGGGAUUAGAUUAGUCUCUAAAUCAGUCAAAAUAUCCUGGCUUGGUCCAGAACCUUGGGUUUGUAAGCUGACCAUGGUAGAUAUCUACAACUUCUUGAUUUUGAGUGUUAAAUCAUCAAUAGGAGUAACUUCCCAGGAGGAUUUUGACAUUCUUUUAAAUUGAGAAACAUGAAUCCAAAAAUCAUUACACUCUUUUAGAAAUCUUAAUGAGACCCAAGCCCUGAUCACUGUCAGGGUAUUUGAGGUGCUGGGAUGAAUAUCCUUUAUGGGAUCCACCUCAUGGGUGAGACAGGAUUUUUCCUUCUGACCAGCAAUGGGAUCUAUUUAUUAGGGGAAUUGUAUGAAAAAGCACCACAUCUUGGAGUCCUGAAACCUCCAUGAAGUUCCUAAUCACCUAGAAAUACACCUAAGGGGCAGGGAGGAGUAGAUGCCCUCUUCUCUUUGAGGUGAAAAUACCCUCACCUCAAAUAUCUUUUGUUGAUCAAGUUAAGCAACUUCAAUUUUCCAAUUGCAAUUUUGGAAAUGACCAAAAGAUGUCACUGUGAACUCAAUGCAACAAGCAGAGCCAAGCAGGAGUGCACCCCAUCUUGGAGCAGCUUCUGUGACAGAUCCAUAUUAAAAAUUUUGCCGAAUAGUAUACAGAGACAUUUGCUGAAGAUCCCUUUACACAUUUUUUGUUUCCUUUUACAAACUUAGAAAGACAACCAAUAUUUGAUUGUUGUCUCUAUGCAUCAUUAUAUGUAAGGUAUAGAAACCCAGAUAGUUUAUGGAAACAAGAAUGUAAAGAAAAAGAAAAGAAAGAGAAAGAAAUAAAGAAAGGGAGGGAGGGAGAAAGAAAGAGUCAUUGCAAAAUUAAAAUUAGGUAAAAUACUCCUAGGUAACAAUGUUCUUUCCUGCUGUUUUGUUUUUGUUUUUAUUUUUUAAAUAAUAGUCAUCCUAAUGAAUGUGAAGUGGUAUCUCAAUGGUUUGAAUUUUCAUUUCCCUGUUGAUUGGUGAUACUGAGCAUCUUUCCUUGUACCUCUGAGCCACAGGGGAUAUAGGAAGAUAUUGUUUAAUGUGUAUGAAAUUUCAUUUUUGCAAGAUGAAAAGAAUGGUACAGUCGUGGUGGCUGCACAACAAUAUGAAUAUGCUUAAUACCGUGUAACUUAAAAUUGGUUAAGAUGGCAAAGUUAUGCUAUGUGUAUUUACCACAAUAAAAUGUAUUAUUUAAAAAUAAGUAAAUUGUGAAAAAAAUUGAAAUUAGCAUGUUACAAAUUCAUUAGCCAUAAAAUGAAAACUUUUCCAUGUUAAUUCCAUUGUCUUUCCAUGUGUGAACGUCCAUGUGUGAACUUAUUGGUGGGGGGAAGGUAUGACCGAUCUUUCAAAUGCUAAAGCCAUGGGGCUUUCCAAGAAACAAAGUUUUUCAAAACUGAAUAAAUAAGUGGUAGUUUUGUAUUAUGGUUAUUUCAUAGUUGUAUUUUUUUGUCUGAUACUUAAAUUAUAAAUCAAUACUAAAGUCAUAAAACCAUACACUUUGUAGUUAGCUUCUUGCUUGGACUACUCAGACAGUAUUCUUAGACUCAAAUUGACUAUAAAAAAAUUUAUUUGUUGAUGUUUUGUGUGUUUUGAACUAAAGCAUAAAGUAGAACUCCAGCAGUAGAUAUGGUUACAAAUAGGCAACUACUAAUGAUCAUACUGAGAAUUUCUUUCUUUUCCUUUAUUACAGUAAUUCAGCUAUUGUACCAGAAAGCUAUGAUGUGAAGUAUUAAUAUUGCCAAGAAGUUCACCACCAAAUGGCCUAACAGAGAAAAUGUGCUUUAUAACCCCAUGUUAUGCCCAAAUGCAUUUUAAAUGUCAGAUUUUGGAAAAUAAAGCCCACAUACAUAGAUAGCAGGCUCCUAUGAGUCAAAGGCAGCUUGCUGUGGGUGGGUGCUCCUGAGGCUGCAAGUGACACUGGCCUCUGUGUUCACAAAGCUGGGGCCUGGGCAGCUGAGUCCUUCAUACACCCACUGCCCUUUGACUCAGCUCCACUUCUACUGCCCCAGCAAGAGCCUAGGAAACAACAGGUGUUAGCCUGCCACAAUUCAGCUCCGCAAGUCCACCACUGUGUCCUGGCUGACUGGUGCUCUCUCCUUCCGGUUUUUUCAAGCCUGGGCAAACUGGCAUUCCCCAGUAGAAUAUUGCUGGACUAGGGCUUCCUAUCAUAGUGCCAAAUGGUAAGGAAAGAUU
Molecule: messenger RNA, 4246 nt
Organism: Marmota monax (woodchuck)
Lineage: Eukaryota; Metazoa; Chordata; Mammalia; Rodentia; Sciuridae
Gene: Adam18
Product: ADAM metallopeptidase domain 18
Exons: 12
Coding region: 1-1392 (463 amino acids)
Biological process (GO): binding of sperm to zona pellucida; proteolysis; cell adhesion
Cellular component (GO): plasma membrane
Molecular function (GO): metalloendopeptidase activity
Source: RefSeq, a predicted model, not a curated record